Molecule: messenger RNA, 3510 nt
Organism: Salarias fasciatus (jewelled blenny)
Lineage: Eukaryota; Metazoa; Chordata; Actinopteri; Blenniiformes; Blenniidae
Gene: map4k5
Product: mitogen-activated protein kinase kinase kinase kinase 5
Exons: 36
Coding region: 542-3283 (913 amino acids)
Biological process (GO): protein phosphorylation; intracellular signal transduction
Cellular component (GO): cytoplasm
Molecular function (GO): MAP kinase kinase kinase kinase activity; ATP binding
Source: RefSeq, a predicted model, not a curated record
UCCACAGUCCCGUAAGAGCGACUUCUCGGAGAUUAGCGACACACUGUUGCUUUUACUGGAGCGUUUUCCUCCAACAAAUCCAACAUUAUUGGAGUAUUUGUGCAGUUUCAAACUGUUUUUCUGCACACGGGAGCGCCUCUUCUCCAAAACUGCCCACUGGGAGAAAUGACAUGUCAACGGCAGAAGUUGAGGCUGAUGUUUUCGCGGUGGAUUGAAGCCGCUGUGAAGGAGACGGAGUGAACCGCAGCGGCAGCCUGAACUUUAUUACUGUUUCCUCGAUAACAAAGGAGGUCGCCUCUUUUUCAUUCCUUCCCACAUUACUCGACGCCACCGCUCGACUGAAGGCUUCCCGGGGGAGGUUUAGGAUGCGAGGCGCUGCUGUGCGCGGUGUUUGUGCAGUAAAAGGACAUGGAGCACAUAGAGGAGCCAUCUGAGUAGCCACAGAUAAAACUGCAUUGAGGAGUUUUUAGUUCAUCUGACGACCGACACCAGAUCUGGUCGAGCCAACUAAAUGUAAAGGAUCCUUCUGGUCACAGUCGCCAUGGACAUCUUUCCCAGGGCAAGCGAUGGGAUUCUGAGGAAGAACCCUCAGCACGACUUUGAGCUCAUCCAGAGGGUGGGAAGUGGCACAUACGGGGACGUAUACAAGGCCCGUAACAUCCAAACAGGAGAGCUCGCCGCGGUGAAGAUCAUCAAGCUGGAACCAGGGGAUGACUUUUCCAUCAUACAGCAGGAAAUUUUCAUGGUGAAGGAAUGUAUGCACCACAACAUUGUGGCCUACUUUGGGAGCUACCUCUGUCGAGAGAAGCUUUGGAUAUGUAUGGAGUACUGUGGUGGAGGGUCACUGCAGGACAUCUAUCAUGUGACCGGACCGCUGUCAGAGCUACAAAUAGCAUAUGUGUCCAGAGAGACCUUACAGGGUUUGGGAUAUCUGCACAGCAAGGGCAAGAUGCACCGUGACAUCAAGGGAGCAAACAUACUUCUAACAGACAACGGGGACGUGAAGUUAGCUGACUUUGGAGUUGCAGCCAAAAUCACGGCCACCAUUGCCAAAAGAAAGUCCUUCAUUGGAACACCGUAUUGGAUGGCUCCUGAAGUAGCAGCGGUGGAGAAGAACGGUGGUUACAACCAGCUGUGUGACAUCUGGGCCGUUGGCAUCACGUCCAUCGAGUUGGCCGAGCUUCAGCCCCCGAUGUUUGACCUGCAUCCAAUGAGGGCCUUGUUUCUGAUGUCAAAGAGUAGCUUCCAGCCUCCCAAACUAAAAGACAAAAACAAAUGGUCCGCCGCCUUCCAUAACUUUGUCAAAGUAUCUCUAACAAAGAACCCCAAGAAGCGGCCUACAGCUGAGAAGCUGCUUUCGCAUGUCUUUGUGGCCCAAACGGGUUUGACGCGGCGGCUCGCCCUCGACCUCCUCGACAAGAUGAACAACCCAGACAACCACCAGCAUUACGUUGAAGUGGAUGAUGACGACCUCGAGCCGCUCUCUGCAGUCCGACACACCAUCCGCUCCACCAACAAGCAGGCCCGAGCUGAGAGGACGCGCUCAGAGAUAGACUCAAACAAUGGAACAGACCAUGGAGGGCCACUCUCAAGUCCUAGCUUCUCUGAGGCACACAGGGGGGAUGCAGUUGACAAGCUCCAGUUCGAACCACCACUCCGGAAGGAAACCGAGGCUCAUUCUGAGAUGGAUGUGAGUAAAGAUAAUGACUUCCCCUCACCCUGGAGUCCCUUCGCAGAGGGAGGAAUAACAGCCAGGAGCCUUCUCAAAAGCGUUGAGGAUGAAUUGUUCCAACGGGGACACAUUGCUCAUCUUGAAGAUGCUUUUGAAGAAGUUGAGCUGUCAACUCUCAAGCCAGGUGUUCCCCCUCCUCUUCCUCCAAAGCCUCGAUUGAACAGCUCGUCAGACGAGCUUGGCCUCAAUGACGAGCGGUGUCUGACAGUUCGGAGGUUUCCUAAUUCGGAGAACGGCCCGAGCCAAGCGGCUCGCAGACAGAGCACACCUGAGCAGGGCAACAAGGUGGAGCACUCCUCCCCUGAUUACCUCUCAGCCAGCGUCAGCAGCCCCGGCCUCUUGUCGCACGCCUCCGAUCCCGAUAACGAUUCAGACGGCAGUGUGAAUGGAGGCAGUCCCAAACCACCGCCCAACCGGCAGCACCGGAAAGAGAAAAAGGAGUACCCUAAGCCUGCCAUCAACGGCCUGCCCCCAACUCCCAAAGUACUGAUGGGAGCCUGUUUCUCUAAAGUGUUUGAUGGCUGUCCACUGAAGAUAAACUGUGCCACGUCAUGGAUUCAUCCAGACACUAAAGAUCAAUACUUGAUCUUUGGAACGGAGGAUGGCAUCUAUACGCUGAACCUUAAUGAACUGCACGAAGCCACAAUGGAGCAGCUUUUUCCCAGGAAGUGUACGUGGCUGUAUGUUAUCAACAACAACCUGAUGUCUCUAUCAGAAGGGAAAACCUUCCAGCUGUACUCUCAUAACCUCAUCGGGCUGUUUGAGCAGCUGAAGAAACCCGGCCUGGCUGCUCAGUUCCAGACGCAUCGCUUCCCAGACAAAAUUCUGCCAAGGAGAUUUGCCCUGACGACUAAAAUCCCAGACACAAAGGGUUGUCACAAAUGCUGCAUCGUGAGAAACCCUUACACAGGUCACAAAUACCUGUGUGGAGCGCUUCAGUCGGGGAUUGUCCUGCUGCAGUGGUAUGAGCCCAUGCAGAGGUUUAUGCUCAUCAAGCACUUUGACUUCCCUCUCCCCAGCCCGCUGAAGGUGUUUGAGAUGUUGGUGGUCCCAGAGCAGGAGUAUCCUCUGGUGUGUGUUGCCAUCAGCCAAGGGAGUGAGCCGGGCCAGGUGGUCCGCUUUGAGACCAUCAACCUCAACUCCUGCUCCUCCUGGUUCACAGAAAUGGGAACAAGUAACCAGCAGGUUGAUGCUAUCCACGUCACCCAGCUGGAGAGAGACACAGUGCUGGUGUGUUUGGACCAAAAUUUGAAGAUUGUUAAUCUCCAAGGCAGACUGAAGUCCAACAAGAAGCUGGCCUCCGAACUCAGCUUCGACUUCUGCAUCGCAUCCGUUGUGUGCCUUCAGGACAGCGUCCUGGCCUUCUGGAAACACGGCAUGCAGGGAAAGAGCUUCAAGUCGAAUGAGGUGACCCAGGAGAUUUCUGAUCCGAGCCGAGUCUUCCGCCUACUCGGAUCUGACAGGGUGGUGGUCCUGGAGAGCCGGCCGACCGACAACCCCACGGCUCUGAGCAACCUCUACAUCUUAGCAGGUCACGAGAACAGUUACUGAACGGCGGGAGAAACGUUGACGAGAUGCCUCAGUUCUGGGAGAGACACUCCAGACUUUCACCUGGAUGGGAGACGUGUGGCUUGAAGCAGUUAUUGGGAGCGUUUGUUACCGAUCACAGGAUCAGUCAAUAAAAAAAAAAUAGAGAAGCCUCUUGAGGGUGAGUCCGUCAGUAGCCUUUCACCAGCAGGACGUUCACUGCUUCGCCAACCGUCAUGAAAACAGAUGGA